Molecule: messenger RNA, 1843 nt
Organism: Teleopsis dalmanni
Lineage: Eukaryota; Metazoa; Arthropoda; Insecta; Diptera; Diopsidae
Product: adenosine deaminase 2-like
Exons: 8
Coding region: 1-1770 (589 amino acids)
Biological process (GO): adenosine catabolic process; inosine biosynthetic process
Molecular function (GO): adenosine deaminase activity
Source: RefSeq, a predicted model, not a curated record
AUGACUGCAGGUCGUCGCUGCGAUAGUUCUUUAUAUGGUUUGCUUGUGUCAGGCGCAAGUGUAGCCAAACAGUUUCGGUGGCUAAGAAUAAGAAGCACCAAUGGGCGAGUAUCAUCUCAAGCCAAUCUUAUACGCAUAUCUAUAAAAUUAUUAACAAUUAAAUUAUUGCUCUACCUUGCGAUAAAUCAACUAAAAGGCAUCGAUGGACGAGUAGCUAUAGUUGUAAGCGAAAUAGAACAACCAAGAGAUGAAAUCAACAAUGUUCUUUUCGAAGAUCCCAUAUUUGCACCUAAGCCCAAAGUGAAUCCAUUUUAUGAGAAAGAACGAAAUGCCUUAAUAGCAGAGGAACAGUCCAUAAGUUCUGGUGGCAAUAUGAAGCUCAGUGAAAAGGAGCAACAAGUUAAUGAUAUAUUUAUGCGUUUAAAGUUGUUAGAACUAUCUGAAAAUUUUGAAAGGCCCGACCAUAAUACACCUGGUAUGCAUUUUUUCAAAGCCAAACCUCUUAUAGAUCGCAGCAAAGUAUUUCAAUUUAUUAGAGAGAUGCCUAAGGGUGCCAUACUGCAUGUUCAUAAUACCGCUUCUGUUAGCUCUAAUUGGGUUAUCAAAAACCUAAGUUAUAUGGGAGGAAUGAAGAAGUGUGUUAAUACGAAUGGAAUUACUAUUUUGACAUUUCGUGAAAAUAUGGGGAAACACAAAUGUCGAACAAGAUACGAAAAUUUGGAUGUGGAACGACAAAGAAUGAAUAGUAGUGUACGAUAUGAUAAAGUGUUGGAACAAAAAAUUAAUUUACAUACUGAAUCACCGGAAUUCGAGUAUAAUACAGACGAAAAAGUUUGGACGAAGUUUCAAAAUAUGUUUGACACAUUGGGAGAUGCAAUAAAAUUCGAACCCGCUUUUCGAGCAUUCCAUUGGCGGAUGUUGGAAGAGAUGUACCAGGAUAAUAUAAUGUAUGCUGAAAUCCGCAUGCGUUUUAAAAAGACUUAUGAUGCGAAUGGAAAUGAUAAAAAGCCCGAUGAAACAAUUCAAAUUCUAAUAAGCAUUGUUGAAGACUUCAAAAAAUUACAUCCUGAUUUUCUUGGUAUCAAAAUUAUAUACUCGACACAUCGUGGUGCGGAAAAAGAAAGUAUACGAAAUGAAUUCGAAGUGUUUAAGCGAAUGCAUGAAGCGUAUCCUCAUUUUAUUGUUGGUUUUGACUUGGUUGGUCAAGAAGAUAAAGGUAAAGCCUUGCAUACUUUCUCAACCAUUUUACAAGACGUACCGAAAACUGCGAAAUUUUUCUUUCAUGCUGGGGAAACAAAUUGGUAUGGUAGUUCCAUUGAUUUGAAUUUAGUGGAUGCAAUUUUAUUAAAUACCACACGUAUUGGUCAUGGUUUUGCACUAAUUAAACAUCCUGUGCUAAUGAAGACGGUGAAAGAACGUGGUAUUGGUAUAGAAGUGACUCCUAUCUCAAAUCAAGUAUUGGAUUUAAUUUGGGAUUUGCGAAACCAUCCAGCAGGUUAUUUCUUAGCUGAUGAUAUGCCAAUAGUUAUUUCUAAUGACGAUCCAGGUUUUUGGAAUGCUAAAGGCCUUAGUUAUGAUUUUUAUUAUGCAAUUAUGAGUUUGGCACCUAAUUAUUCUGGUCUGAAAACUUUAAAGUCUUUAGUUUGGAAUUCUUUAAAGUAUUCAGCAUUAAAUGAUGUAGAAUUAACUGACGCAAUUGAUAUGUUGGAACAAUCCUGGGAUGAAUUUUUAAACCGCGUUUUAAUGGGACUUGUUGUUGAUCUUUUUUAAAGAAUUUAUUAACAUUAUAUACUAAAUACAUUCUUUAACCCACAAUAUAAUUAUCUACGUUUUUAUUUCCUUA